AGUACAUGGCGAUGAAGACCGCGGCAUCCCACAAGGGGUGGCACCAGCAGUGGUUCUACGUGAAGAACUACUCGAACUCCCCCCUGCCGGAGUUCACCAGCCGCACUAUUGAGGUGGCACCGGAGGUGUGGGCGUAUAGCCCGGUCGAUAAAGAGAAGCGGAUCCAUGGCCUGCUAUAGUCCAUCGAGCACUUGAAGGGGAGGGGGUUGACCGGAGCCGGAGUCAUCGGGGCGUACCACGCCCGGCGGGUGGUGCAGCUGAUGCUCCGGGUCCGCUCGCUCGCCGACAUGACUCCGAGCACGCCGACCGAGGGUAUCAUCCUUGCGACGGGUGCGCUCGCUGCCUUCGAGAUCCGGCAGCGGAUUCGGGAGGCAUUGGAGGACAAGGACGCCGACUACCCGGUGCCCGGGCACCCUCCGAUGCGCCCGGAUGAGAAGUUCAUUGACCUGGGCAGCAUGACCUGGGUCAUGGACUUGCGCCCGUCGGUGCUGGAGGAUGCCGAGCGGCGGUUGCAGAACCGUCUCCUUGCUAAGAAGCAAAAGCGUCGCAAGGAUAAGGAGACGACGAAGAAGAAGAAGGGGGCCGCCAAGGAGUUCCAGCGGCGGCAACGAGGACAGGUCGUGUCGGACGACGACGAUGAUGACGACGACGACGAUGAGGAGGAAGAGGAGGAGGAUGACGAGGAGGAGGAGGAGCUUGUCCAAUCCCCCUGGUCAGGUGCGCUCGUUAUUCGGGAGACGCGCUCCCAAACGGCCGCGAGGGAUGAAGCGGGCGGACCGUCCGCCCGGGGCUUGGUCCUACAAAGCUCUGGGUCCAUGCCCCAAGGGUCGGCGCGGAGCGCCCCCCAGGAGUCGGCACGAAGCGCUUUCCAGGGGUCUACGGAGCCCGCCCCCGCCCCCGUGCCUGCGGCCCAGGAGAAGAGGAGCGGCGGCAAGCGGCCGUUGCCGGACGCCCUGGAGUCGGCGUCUAGCUCGGAGGCGAAGCGCGCACGCCGUCCUUGCACUGGGGGAACAUGA
Molecule: messenger RNA, 1016 nt
Organism: Setaria italica (foxtail millet)
Lineage: Eukaryota; Viridiplantae; Streptophyta; Magnoliopsida; Poales; Poaceae
Product: nucleophosmin-like
Exons: 2
Coding region: 261-1016 (251 amino acids)
Source: RefSeq, a predicted model, not a curated record